Molecule: messenger RNA, 3284 nt
Organism: Daphnia magna
Lineage: Eukaryota; Metazoa; Arthropoda; Branchiopoda; Diplostraca; Daphniidae
Exons: 6
Coding region: 194-2413 (739 amino acids)
Biological process (GO): phosphatidylserine exposure on apoptotic cell surface; engulfment of apoptotic cell; apoptotic process involved in development
Cellular component (GO): plasma membrane
Source: RefSeq, a predicted model, not a curated record
UCUCAGACGUCAAAACGCCCAGCGUGAUUUGUAUAUAAAUGAAUUAUACAUUGUUUUGAAUCCAAUUUGAUUGCUCAAAAGAGAUCAUACGGUUGCUCAUGUCAUCUACGUGGUUUGUGACUAGUGCGUGCAUCAAAAUUCCUUCACAGAGUUGUGACAGAAUAUCCUUUGUUGGAGAAAUCAGUUGACCAUCAUGACUCAAGAAUUUUUACCUUUAUGUGAUGUGUUAUUCAACAUCAUUUCGAUGGCGUCCUAUUUUUGUGACGUCGUUUUUGACGUUAUUACUGCUUACACAUUGUAUCAACAACAGCAAUACGUUUGGCUUACCUUGGCCGUAUUAUUCAUCACCUCAUCAUUGAUUGUCAGUCAAUUGCUCUCGGCCAAAUGGUUUCUUGAGCGACACUCAUCCUGCCAACCAACAAACGACGAGGAUAAUGACGAGAAAGAUGUCAACAGAGGAUCGCUGAUAGCUAUGCAUUUGGCCGGAAUAGGUGUUUUGUGGCGGUACUCUAAACUCUUCAUUCCGGUGGAUUUGAGAAUUGUGAAACAUGAAGUGCGUGACCUGUGCAUGCUCCGGUUGGUCCACGCCUUUAUCGAGGCUGCACCAAUGUUGUUGGUUCAGUUAUAUUUGAUAUGGCUGAAGCCGCAUCGAGAUGAGGUUAAAGACUUGAACAUAGUGUCGACCGUGUUGUCGUUGGUCAGCGUUUGCUGGGCUUUGGCCUCUUUCAACAAAAACGUUCGCCGGCAGAACGUUCACAAACUGGUGCUGACUUGGCUAGGAGUCAUUUUCCAAUUCCUUUGGCGGCUAGGAACAGUGACAUCGCGAGCAAUCGCGUUGACCGUCUACGCCACCGUCUACGGUUACUGGGUGUUCCUGGUGAUCGGCUUGCACUGGUUGAGCAUGUUCUUUUGGCUAAUAUCUCCCCGCAACGUCUUCCACGGCGACAAAAUGUCCAAGAUUAAGAAAGACGCCUAUUGCGCCCUCAUUGCUGUCGUCUACAUCUUUUGCUACGUCAAUUUACAACAUGUCAAUCCCCGCAUGAAGAUGGCUGCUUUCUACGUUACCAUGUUUCUGGAAAACACCCUUCUGGUAGCCGUUUGGCUCAUUGGUGUUCAUCAUGAAGAGCCCUGGUAUCACGAGCUAGCUACCGUCACCAUGUUUCUUUCGUUCGUCGUCGGCGUUAUUUUCCUGGGCAUUUAUUAUCGAUACUUCCACGUCAAGCGGCUGAGUUACCCAUCGACGGGGUCAUACCCGACCAACAAUAACCCACCCGAGCCAUAUUCUUACGUCACGCCUUCCGGCACCUACGUCGUUAGCGAGAGCAUUUCAAAUCCGGAUGGUCUAUCAAAGAAUUGUAGCAACAACCCAAAUUCCGGCACGUUCAUCAAGCAAAAUGGCCAUACAGUUUACUGCACCGAGAAUCCCCCGUACGUCCCUGGCGUAUUCAACUGCCGAUUUAAUCCAGCAAUGAUGCGGAAGAAGAAGAAACCAACGACAUUCGUUCCUCCGCCAGUGCCCGUUUUACCUUCCAUGACGGUGAAUGGUGGCGGCAAGAUGUCGCAGCCAUUUUGGAAGCGACCCUUGCAUCCGCGUUCGGGUUCCAGCGAAAAUGAGGGUAGCAUUUGCUCGCGCAUAGACAUCCAGCUCAAGUUACAGGAAAAGAAGCGCCAACAACUGGCAGAGUUGCGUGUCAUCGAGGAGGAAAUCAAACAGGGCAAGCUUAAAAGGCCGCCCCAGAGUGAUGUUAGCGAAUCUGGCACACUCAAACAGCCCAUUCCUCGCUCGAAGAAACAGCCGUGGCCAAGUGGCCCUUCGAUACCGGAUCCGCCGAUUUUCGCCUACGGCUCUCAAGGUGAAUCAGGACAUCGAAAAUACCGAUCCAAGACACCAGAAAUCCUUCUAUCAGCGCAUCAUUUGGAGCAUUCGCGAGUGUAUUACGAUUACUGCGAUCCGCGCUGGAGAAACGGACCGUCAUACCACCCUCAGGGUUCGGUGGAGUCUGGCACGGGUCAAUGGGAUCGAACGUACACGGUGACGUCCGUGAGUUCCAAAAGCGGUGGCGGCGGUGGUGGUGGUGGUGUCAUUUACAAGUCCUACCGCAACCCGUCUGACAUUGACAGUCAAAUCUCACUGCCGCGGUCGUAUACGCUGCCGCGUGAGUUCAAGUACAAGAAGCCAAAGUCUCGCAAAGCCAUCCGCACGGAGCAUUUUAUUCACUCGACAAAUUCCAGCGAUGGUGACGUUGAUUCAGCUGACGACAAUGACGUGGACAAUACCCAGGGUUCGGUUAUGCCACCCUCUCUGCCGCCACACCCACACGCACUUCCGUACAACGCUUACGGCAACCGCAAUCGAAUGCAAUCGCCCUUCCGAGGUUGGGGUUUGCCCAAUCAGCACGAAACGAAGCUUUAAAACAGGGAACAACUGACAGGAAGACGUUUUUGCAUUUCUGUAAUACCAGACGCAACCACCCCCAACAGAGAAGAAGAAAAACAAGAAAAACAAGAAACAUAAAAACUCCACCGUGAAAUGCUCACUCUCCGUUUACGGGUCGUCUCCAGGACUUGGUUCCUUUUGUUGUUGUUGUUGUUGUUGGAUUGUUACCCCACUCUUUUCCCGCAUUCUCAUCAUCUUGUUUUUUUCCUUCACCUGAAACUCAACCCACCUUGCACAAUCCCCGAAAGAUAUUGACCAAAAGUUGACCUUUUCUCGAUUUUGACGCAAUGUCAUGAAAAGAAGUAUUUUCGGCGAGGUUUUGUUGUUUUUGGUUUUUUUUUCGAAAGUGAUUGAUUUUCAUGCGUUUGUGUGAUCAGCGGACAGGCAUUUUUUGUUUGUUUUUUUGGAAUUGGUUGUACAGUUCCGUCCAUUAUCACUUUUUGUGUUUAUUUUCUACCGCAUUCGCAUUUUUUUUUAUAUAAUUUUGAUUUUGCUACGAAUCUGUUGUUGAAGGCCUUUUUUUACAAGCGCCGUGUUUCAUACUUUCUGUAACCAGAAGUGCCACAGGUGAACGUUUGUUAUUAUAAUUAAUUGUAUCGUGUUUCUCUAUCGACUGAGCCAACUGUAUUUAAGACUACAAUUCCAGAGACGGACACACACACAAAAAAAAAAGAAACCCACAACGAAAAGAAAAAUGUCCGAUCCCGUCCAAAAUGUUUUUCUCUUCGUGCUACGCAAAAAAAAAAAAUAAUAAUAAUAAAAACCGUUCUCGCUCUAUUAUUGCAAUUCAGAUGACAUGUUUUCCAGUUGAUUUGUUUCCUGAAUUAUAUCUAUUGAUGAAUCAAAA